Messenger RNA from Anthostomella pinea, 1464 nucleotides. Lineage: Eukaryota; Fungi; Ascomycota; Sordariomycetes; Xylariales; Xylariaceae. The record is from the annotation of a GenBank genome assembly.
AUGAGGGUAGCUCAUGCCUUGGCGAUACUGGCGGCAUGUCUGGCCACACAGGCAAAACGACCCAACAUCCUCUUCAUCCUGACCGAUGACCAGGACUGGCAUAUGGAAAGCGUUGAGCACAUGCAAUCACUAAAGUCGGAUAUUGUCAAUAAGGGGGCGUCUUUCGAUAGGCAUUUCUGCACGGUGGCCUUGUGUUGCCCAUCCCGUGCUACCCUCUGCACGGGAAGAGCAGCUCACAACCACAAUGUCACGAAGGUUAGCCCACCUCAUGGGGGCUAUCCCAAGGUUGUUGAUAGAGGUAUUAAUGACGACUAUCUGCCCAUCUGGAUGCAGGAGGCAGGCUACAACACGUAUUACUCCGGCAAGCUGUGGAACUUCCACAACGUGAACAACUACAACUCGCCGUACGUAAAAGGGUACAACUCCUCUGACUUCCUCCUCGAUCCAUACACCUAUCGCUACUGGGACUCCAAGAUGACGCAUAACGACGAAGCACGGGUCAGCUACGCGGGGAAGUACUCCACGGAUGCGGUGGCUGACAAGGCCUACGCACUGCUGGAUGAGGCGUUGUCGCACGAGGAGCCGUGGUUUCUGACCGUCAGCCCCAUCGCGCCGCACUCAAACUGGGUCUUCGACGAGAAGACCAACACCUCGUAUCUCAGCAUGCCGCAGAGCGCCUACCGCCACGAGCACCUCUUCAACGACUACCAGAUCCCCCGUGGCAAGAGCUUCAACUCGGCUAUAGAGGGCGGCGCCAGCUGGUGGCGUCAGAGGCUGCGUGCUCUGCAGGCGGUAGACGAGAUGGUCCACGAACUCGUCGAGAAGCUGGCGGAUGAUGGAGAGCUGGACAACACUUAUAGUUUCUACACGACUGAUAACGGCUACACAUCAGCCAGCACAGCAUGCAACCGGGUAAGGAAUGCGGCUACGGUAUGUGACACCGAUAUCCACGUCCCGUUAUUCGUCCGCGGGCCCGGCGUUGCCGCGGGUGCGCAGUUCGACUCGGUGACAACGCACACCGACAUCGCGCCCACGCUCCUCAGAAUUGCCAACGCAGACAAGCAGCUGGACGGCGAGAAUUUCGAGGCGGGAAUCCACUUCGGCCUCUACCCCAACAAUACCUACAAGGGGCUGCGGCUCGCCGGCGACGGCUUCAGCGUCUACUACUCGGUCUGGUGCACGGGAGAACGCGAGCUAUUCGACCUCCGGGCCGACCCCGAGCAGACGCUGAACCUCCUGUCGGAAGCAGGUGCCCAUGCAGCAUCCCGCUUCGCCGUGUCCGGCAGGCCCAUCAGCGACGUCGUGCCCCGCCUGGACGCCCUCAUGAUGGUGCUCAAGGACUGCAAGGACCGGACGUGCAUGCGGCCGUGGGGGGGUGCUGCACCCCGCGGGCGGCGUCGCAUCGCUGCACGAGGCCCUGGGCCCCCGUCUACGACGCGUUCUACCAGGGUCAGCCGAAGAUGA